Xylona heveae TC161 is the source of this 3099-nucleotide messenger RNA. RefSeq lists its product as hypothetical. The record is from RefSeq and is a predicted model, not a curated record. Gene Ontology annotation, molecular function: protein binding. The transcript has a single exon. Lineage: Eukaryota; Fungi; Ascomycota; Xylonomycetes; Xylonales; Xylonaceae. Bases 1 to 3099 code for a protein of 1032 amino acids.
AUGAUUACACCGUUCCCUGUGCCCUCAAAGGGCGCACUGCGUCUGCUUCGCCAGAUUGCAUAUGCCGGCUCUUUUGCUGGGUCAAUUGGUGGAGGGGCCGUGAUCUUGGAGGACCGACGACGCAGGAUCUGUGCCGCCAGAGAGAUCCAUGAGACGACGAGGAAGCUUAAAUCGAGCCGCAAAUACCAUAGUGCGGCAUCCGCAGCAGAGAAUGAGCGUGACUCGAGUUCCGAGCAUGCUAUAUAUAAGCAUUGGGACAUCAAUAUAACGCCGGAAGACGAUCCAUCUCGCACGCCAUUCCUCCCCUCUGAGAUUAAUAAAGCAUACGAGAGCGUCCAUUUCCCAUCCAGUGCAAGUCACAAGCAUCACAAAGAAAGAAUACAUCGGAGCGAAAAGCAUCAAUUAAGAGAAGAUUUCGCAGAUAAUUCAGAUGUUGCCGUCGGAAACAGAUCCAAAGCUGAAGACGUUGCAGUGGUGGGGGGAUCAGAUUUAACACCGCACUCCCCACAGAAGCUGCACAAAUUCGUCCCUCGCGGCAUAGACGAACAGCUGAGCAAUACGGCGUUGAAAAAUACUCCUCCCUCGAAUAACAAUGUCAUCGAAAAAGAUUCAGCUCAGACAGGCAAUCUUUCAUCGACUCGACCGCAUACUACAUCCGGAAGGGAAUCAUCCGCAGAAGCGAUAGCGACUGUUGAAAAGCCAGGGUCACAAAGUAAUCCGGAAUCUCUGCUUCAACACAUUGACACAAGACUGGCGCGAAAAGAUACCCGGAAUGCCGUCGCUCUUUUCUUGGAGACCUUCUCUAACCAGACUUCGACGGAGCUUAGACCACGCUUUACGAAACUUGCGUUCAAACUCGCGUCUGCUGCUCUUCAAGAGAAGAAAUAUAACCUGGUGGAGAAUAUUUUUUGGAGAAUGCGAGAGUUGAACGCUCUUGAUUGGCGCUGCUGGUCACUUAUGCUCAAAGCACUGGCGGAACAGAAACAGCACCGGCAGCUGAUCGACAUCUUCAAGGAUUGGCGGGGAACGUUUAGGCCAAAUGACGAGUCUCAUGUGCCGGCAAUGCAAGCUUUCGUGGCUCACUCGAAACUCGGUGAAGCGGAAGAGAUAUUGCAGUCCGCUUCAAAGCAGAAUUCUUCACAGUUGCGGGCCAGUUAUGUUGUGCUACUCAGCGGGAUAUGGAGAGCGACAAGAGAUCUUGAGAGAACAAAGGCACUUUUCUCGCGAAUGCUUUCAUGGUCAGCGGACUUUCGGCCUUCUGUUGCGCUGUACAACAGCCUUAUCCGAUCAUGCGUCGAGAGUCACCAAGAAGAACAGGCAGAGGCAUACGUCCUUGAGAUGAAAGAAAAGUGGUCGCUCCAACCUAACAUUCGAACUCUCGGUCAUUUUGUGUUGUCUAAAGCUCAGAAACAAGACUGGCCAGGCGUACAAAAUAGUCUCGAUAAUCUGAAAUCGACGGGCCUGAUUGCAGAGGCAAAAACGCCAGCUGCGCUACUUAACCCACUCUUGAUCGCAUACGGUCGACAAGGCAAUUCCAAAGAUCUGGUAUCUUUCUCGCGCACUAUUAUCGAGGCCUACGAAUUACGUCCUGAUCAAUCGACUUCCGAUAUUGUCGUUGGCAUACUUGCAGAGAAUGGACUCGUCUCUGAAAUCGAGGAAUGGAUGGAGUACACUCGACAGCAAGGGUUCAACUUGAAACUUGACGCUCAAUCUUUUGGUCAGAACCUCGAGCGGUUCUGGGCCCGGAACAAGAACGGCGCCACCACCCGUGUCGAAAAGCUACAUUUCGCUCAUCGGCAACUGAAGAGGUCUGCAGUGAACGACGAAGCUCUUCAUGGCAUCCGUAAAGUCAUUGCGCGCUGGAAGAGCCAAAGGCCAAGGAAACUUAAUUCGAAGCCGCUGAAGGACGCUCCCAACGAAAAACUGGAGAUGGGGGUGGGAGUAAGAGGCGUCCAUCGGCAAAUGGACCUUGCCAUGAUCGACGGUCGACCAGCGGAAGCUGUGCGAAUCUACGAACGAGCUGUUGCCGACGGAGUUGUCAUCUCGCGGCAAUUGCUUGAGACGGCUGUCGAGGCCAGUCUUCGUGCCACCGGUGAUGACUUUGCUCAAGCACAUGGUCUCGUACUUUCCGCACGCGAGUCUGGGCUAAAAACCGAAGAUGCUCUUACUCCUUUAUUCAUUCAUCAUCUCUAUCAAUCGGCCAGCCAUAUUCGCCGCCAUGUCGGCGAGGACCUCAAGACCGCUGUGCUCAAUGUUUAUCGCACCAUGGAGCAGCACGGCCUCCCUAUCAAGCACCACGUCGCCAUCACCGCUGCCAACCGGUUGAUCAAUCAGGGGAAACCAUCAGAAGCAAUCAGUCUCCUCACCAACAUCAAGAGCCUUCCUCUUUACGAAUCAACCCCCUUUGAUAUCGUCGGCAUGACCACCUUUCUCCGCGCCUACGUCCAACUGCACCAGGUCGCUGGUAUUCAAUGGGUCUUACACACCGUCUUUUCCACCGACAUGCCAAUCGACGAACCAUUCGUGGAUGUCUUGAAAAAGGCAAAGUCCGGAUUGCGAGCCAUCAUGACCAGUCAUGGUGUUCAACAUCAUUCUCAUGCUUCUUCUUCUCAUUCCUCUUCGGCUUCAUGGGCAAUCAAUGCGACUUCAAAAUCCUCCCUGAGCCAGCGGAGUCUCAGUACCGUCCCCUACUCUCCUCAGAUGGUUCACGAUUGUCGCCGUUUCUUGAAACUCCUUGACACCUGGGUCGUGGAAGUCAGUCAGCGGAAAAAGUACAUGGAGGCCGAAUCGGCAAGGCAGCAAAGAGCCAUUGUCAAACUGAUUAAGAAGACUUCUUCUUCUCCAUCCUCUUCUUCUUCUACUCCUCUUUCUUCAUCCUCUUCUUCUUCCGCUUCUGCUUCGUCCAUCUCCCCUCCUCCUACUCCUUCUUCUUCUCGCCCCUCGAUUAAUGUCCCAACGCGUCAGCGCAAGUCUCUCAAAACGGCCAGGAAACCGUCCAAACACAUUACACCUACCGAAAGCCAACCAAAACCAACCGCUCAAUCGACCCAGGCGUCAUCAGACAACCACGCUUCUUCCGUCGUCUCAUGCGAGGCAUAG